AUGCUUGUUUUCCACACAGAGUUUACCAAUGCCAGGCAUGGCCUUGGGACUGGAGAGGAGCAGGGAGAAGACGUGAGGAAAGGACGGAGGAACAGGUUCAAAUGGGGACCCGCCUCCCAGCAAAUCCUAUUCCACGCCUAUGAACGACAGAAGAACCCAACUAAAGAGGAGAGAGAGGGAUUAGUGGAGGAGUGUAACAGGUGAGAUAGAGGGGAGGGGUCAGAUAAAAAGUAACAGAAAUGGUAAGAAAUGUUCCCAGUUCCAGUGCAAUGGAGGAGCUGUCAUUGUCAUUUUAGCGUGUCCCCCUUUAAACACGUUUUUUCUUGCUCUGGGGCCUCUCUGGCUCUCCCUCAGUGCUGAGUGUCUCCAGAGGGGUGUGUCUCCAUCGCAGCUGGCUGGCCUGGGCUCUAACCUGGUGACAGAGGUACGAGUGUACAACUGGUUCGCUAACCGCCGCAAGGAGGAGGCCUUCCGCCAUAAACUGGCUCUCGAUUCGCCUUACACCAGCCAAUCAGCAAGCACCACCAACCAAACUUUCUCACACAACCCUGUGCAAGGUAACACUCACUAACACCAAAGUGAAUAAAAAAUAUUAUUUCAUUGAAUCCACAAACAGCAUAAUGAAUCAUUCAUGUUGUCCUCAGAUGUUGUGUUAUGUACUAUUAUUAGUACCGCUAUACAGAGGAACAGAACCAAGACUGCCAGGGUGCAAAAUGUCUUUAUUUAUUUAUUUAUUUAUUAUUAUAAUUUUUUUAGCAGACGCUCUUAUCCAGAGCGACUUACAGUUAGUGAGUGCAUACAUUAUUAUUUUAUUUUAUCAUUCCCCGUGGGAAUCGAAACCACAACCCUGGCGUUGCAAACGCCAUGCUCUACCAACUGAGCUACAUCCCUGCCGGCCAUUCCCUCCCCUACCCUGGACGACGCUGGGCCAAUUGUGCGCCGCCCCAUGUGUCUCCCGGUCGCGGCCGGCUACGACAGAGCCUGGAUAUACCACCUGAUCCUAACUCAUCCUAACACUCUUCCUCUCUUCCAGGCAUGAAGUACAGCCAGCAAAUCACAUGUGACAGUCUGGGAUCAGUGAAGGGUCACAGUGGAGACCGAGGCUUGGCAGACUGCCUGGCCAGCCCCAUCCAACUUGAGCCCAGCCACACACUCCUGGAAACAAGCCAUCACAAACUAGUGAGAUCACCUACCAUUAUACGGAAAGCAUUCAGAAAGUAUUCAGACCCCUUCCCUUUUCCCACAUUUUGUUACGUUACAGCCUUAUUCUAAAAUUGAUUAAAUAAAUAAUAAUCAUCAAUCUACACACAAUACCCCAUAAUGACAAACCGCGAACUGGUUUUUAGAAUUUUUGCAAAUGUAUUAAAAAUAAAAAACAGAAAUAGCUUAUUUACAUAAGUCUUCAGACCGUUUGCUAUGAGACUCGAAAUUGAACUCAGGUGCAUCCUGUUUCCAUUGAUCAUCCUUGAGAUGUUUCUACAACUUGAUUGGAGUCCACCUGUGGUAAAUUCAAUUGAUUGGACAUUAUUUGGAAAGGCACACACCUGUCUAUAUAAGGUCCUACAGUUGACGACGACAUGGAUAACAUACAGCUGGCGGGAUAAAUGCUACAUUGGCAGGAUAGAACGGCUGACUCCGGUAAGACAAGGGGUGGCGGUCUAUGUAUAUUUGUAAACAACAGCUGGUGCACGAAAUACAAUAUUAAUAAUAAUAAUAUGCCAUUUAGCAGACGCUUUUAUCCAAAGCGACUUACAGUCAUGCGUGCAUAUUUUUUUUUGUGUAUGGGUGGUCCCAGGGAUCGAACCCACUAACUUGGCGUUACAAGCGCCGUGCUCUACCAGCUGAGCUAUAGGAAGUCUCAAGGCUUUGAUCGCCUGAGGUAGAGUAUCUCAUGAUAAGCUGUAGACCACACUAUUUUUCGUAGCUGUCUAUUUACCACCACAAACCGAUGCUGGCACUAAGACUGCACUCAAUGAGCUGUAUAAGGCCAUAAGCAAACAGGAAAACACUCAUCCAGAGGCAGCGCUCCUACUGGCCGGGGACUUUAAUGCCUAAUUUCUACCAGCAUGUUAAAUGUGCAACCAGAGGAUAAAAAACUCUAGACAACCUUUACUCCACACACAGAGACGCGUACAAAACUCUCCCUCGCCCUCCAUUUGGAAAAUAUGACCAUAAUUCCAUCCUCCUGAUUCCUGCUUACAAGCAAAAACUAAAGCAGGAAGCACCAGUGACUCGGUUAAUAAGGAUGUGGUCAGAAGACGCAGAUGCUAAGCUUCAGGACUGUUUUGCUAGCACAGACUGGAACAUGUUCCGGGAUUCUUCCGAUGGCAUUGAGGAGUACACCACAUCAGUCACUGGCUUCAUCAAUAAGUGCAUAGAUGACGUCGUCCCCACAGUGACUGUACACACAUACCCCAACCAGAAGCCAUGGAUUACAGGCAACAUCCGCACUGAGCUAAAUGGUAGAGCUGCCGCUUUCAAGGAGCGGGACUCUAACCCGCACGCUUAUAAGACAUCCCGCUAUGCCCUCCGACACACCAUCAAACAGGCAAAGAGUCAAUACAGGACUAAGAUUGAAUCGUACUACGCCGGCUCCGGUGACUACAAAGGGAAGCACAGCCGCAAGCUGCCCAGUGACACAAGCCUACCAGACGAGCUAAAUCACUUCUAUGCUCGCUUCGAUGCAAGCAACACUGAAGCAUGCAUGAGAGCAUCAGCUGUUCCGGAUGACUAUGUGAUCACGCUCUCCGUAGCCGAUGUGAGUAAGACUUUUAAGCAGGUCAACAUUCACAAGGCCGCAGGGCCAGACGGAUUACCAGGACGUGUACUCUGAGCAUGCGCUGCCCAACUGGCAAGUGUCUUCACUGACAUUUUCAACAUGUCCCUGACUGAGUCUGUAAUACCAACAUGUUUCAAGCAGACCACCAUAGUCCCUGUGCCCAAGAACACUAAGAUAACCUGCCUAAAUGACUACCGACCCGUAGCACUCACGUCUGUAGCCAUGAAGUGCUUUGAAAGACUGGUCACGGCUCACAUCAACACCAUUAUCCCAGAAACCCUAGACCCACUCCAAUUUGCAUACCGCCCCAACAGAUCCACAGAUGAUGCAAUCUCUAUUGCACUCCACACUGCCCUUUCCACCUGGACAAGAGGAAUGCUAUUAAUUGACUACAGCUCAGCAUUCAACACCAUAGUGCCCUUUAAGCUCAUCACUAAGCUAAGGACCCUGGGACUAAACACCUCCCUCCGCAACUGGAUCCUGGACUUCCUGACGGGCCACCCCCAGGUGGUAAGGGUGGGUAACAACACAUCUGCCACGCUGAUCCUCAACACGGGGGCCCCUCAGGGGUGCGUGCUCAGUCCCCUCCUGUAUUCCCUGUUUACCCAUGACUGCACGGCCAGGCAUGACUCCAACACCAUCAUUAAGUUUGCCGACAACACAACAGUGGUAGGCCUGAUCACCGACAACGAUGAGACAGCCUAUAGGGAGGAGGUCAGAGACCUGGCCGUGUGGUGUCAGGAUAACAACCUCUCCCUCAACGUGAUCAAGACAAAGGAGAUGAUUGUGGACUACAGGAAAAAAAAGAGGACUGAGCACGCCCCCAUUUUCAUCGACGGGGCUGUAGUGGAACAGGUUGAGAGCUUCAAGUUCCUUGGUGUCCACAUCACCAACAAACUAUCAUGGUCCAAACACACCAAGACCGUCGUGAAGAGGGCACGACAAAGCCUAUUCCCCCUCAGGAGACUGAAAAGAUUUGGCAUGGGUCCUCAGAUCCUCAAAAAGUUCUACAGCUGCACCAUCGAGAGCAUCUGGACUGGUUGCACCACCACUUGGUAUGGCAACUGCUCGGCCUCCGACCGCAAGGCACUACAGAGGGUAGUGCGUACGGCCCAGUACAUCACUGGGGCCAAGCUUCUUGCCAUCCAGGACCUAUAUACCAGGUGGUGUCAGAGGAAGGCCCUAGAAAUUGUCAAAGACUCCAGCCACCCUAGUCAUAGACUGUUCUCUCUGCUACCGCACGGCAAGCGGUACCAGAGCACCAAGUCUAGGUCCAAAAGGAUUCUUAACAGCUUCUACCCCCAAGCCAUAAGACUCCUGAACAGCUAAUCAUGGCUACCCGGACUAUUUGCAUUGUCCCCCCCCACCCCACCCCCACCCCACCCCACCCCCUCUUUUAUGCUGCUGCUACUCUGUUUAUUAUCUAUGCAUAGUCACUUUAACUCUACCCACAUGUACAUAUUACCUCAACUAACCGGUGCCCCCGCACAUUGACUCUGUACCGGUACCCCCUGUAUAUAGCCUCCCUACUGUUAUUUUACUUUACUGCUGCUCUUUAGUUAUUUUUUAUUUUACUUAACACUUAUUUUUCUUUAAACUGCAUUUUUGGUUAAAGGCUUGUAAGUAAGCAUUUCACUGUAAGGUCUACACCUGUUGUAUUCAGCGCAUGUGGCAAAUACAAUUUCAUUUGAUUUGACAGUGUAUGUCAGAGCAAAAACCAAGCCAUGAGGUUGAAGGAAUUGUCCGUAGAGGGGGAGAAGGGCCUUGGUCACUCUGAGAGAGCUCCAGAGUUCCUCUGUGGAGAAGGGAGAACCUUCCAGAAGGCCAACCAUGUCUGCAGCACUCCACCAAUCAGGCCUUUAUGGUAGAGUGGCCAGAAGGAAGCCACUCCUCAGUAAAAGGCAUAUGACAGCCCGCUUGGAGUUUGCCAAAAGGCACAUAAAGGAUAUCUCAGACCAUGAGAAACAAGACUCUCUGGUCUGAUGAAACCAAGAUUGAACUCUUUGGCCUGAAUGCCAAGCAUCACGUCUGGAGAAAACCUGGCACCAUCCCUACGGUGAAGCAUGGUCGUGGCAGCAUCAUGCUGUGGGGUGUUCUUCAGCGGCAGUGACUGGGAGACUAGUCAGGCUCGAGGGAAAGAUGAACGGAGCAAAGUACAGAGAGAUCCUUGAUGAAAACCUGCUCGAGAGCGCUAAGGACCUCAGACUGGGGUGAAGGUUCACCUUCCAACAGGACAAUGACCCUAAGCACACAGCCAAGACAAUGCAGGAGUGGCUUCAGGACAAGUCUCUGAAUGUCCUUGAGUGGCCCAGCCAGAGCCUGGACUUGAACCCAAUCUAACAUCUCUGGUGAGACCUGAAAAUAGUUGUGCAGCGACACUCCCCAUCCAACCUGACAGAGCUUGAGAGGAUCUACUGAGAAGAAUGGGAGAAACUCCCCAAAUACAGGUGUGCCAAACUUGUAGCGUCAUACCCAAGAAGACUCUAGGCUGUAAUCGCUGCCAAAGGUGCUUCAACAAAGUACUGAGUAAAGGGUCUGAAUACUUAUGUAAAUGUGAUUUCAGUUUUGUAUUUAUUUAUAAAUUUGCAAAAACUUCUAAAAACAUGUUUUUGCUUUAUCAAUAUGGGGUAUUGUGUGUAGAAUGAUGAGGAAAAUCAAUUUUAGAAUAAGGCUGUAAACGUAACAACAUUUGGAAAAAGUCAAGGGGUCUGAAUACUUUUCGAAUGCACUGUAUAAUCAUUAACCAUAUCUCACACAUUGUCACAAACCAGUGAGAUCACAAACAACCUCCCAUUUUCACAAACCAGAGAGAUCAGCAAAUAUGUUCACAUUAUCACAAUACACAUCACAAUACAGAGAUUAGUAACUGCAUCACAACAUCAUGCAAACCAGUGUGAUCACAUAUAAUAUUAUAGCAUAAUAAGCCAAUGAUAUCACAAACCACAAUACAUCAUCAUAAGCAAAUUAGAUCACAAACCAUAUUACAUCAUAACAAAAAGCCAGUGGGAUCGCGGACCAUAUUUAUUACAUCAUAACAUAAGCCAAUGAGAUCGCAAUCCAUUUCAUAUCAUCACAAGGGAUAGAUCAUCAUGUAAGCCAGUGAAAUUAAGAGACAUAUCGCAUCAAACUAGUAAGAUCGUACAAUACUUCCCGUCAUCAUAAACCUUUGAGUUUACAAAGCAUCUCAAUCCUCAUAAUAAUCUAUGACUGUUGUUGUCACUAUCUGCCAACCACCCGCUUUCCCAUCUCAGGUAUCAGGAGGUGGUCCACUGCCCCCAGUAAGCACCCUGACCUCACUGCACAGUCUGUCUGCCUCGCCUUCUCCCCCCCAGGGACUCAUCAUGGCCUCCCUGCCCAGCGUCAUGUGUCUGGGAGAGUCUUCUCUCCUCAUAGGUAAUUUAUGACAUUAUCGAUCAUAGUCUGCUGCUGGAAAAACAUAUGUGUUAUGGCUUUACACGCCCUGCUAUAUUGUGCAUAAAAAGUUACCUGUCUAACAGAACACAGAGGGUAUUCUUUAAUGGAAGCCUCUCCAACAUAAUCCAGGUAGAAUCAGGAAUUCCCCAGGGCAGUUGUCUAGGCCCUUUACUUUUUUCAAUCUUUACUAAUGACAUGCUACUGGCUUUGAGUAAGUAAAGCCAGUGAGGGAAAAAAGUAUUUGAUCACCUGCUGAUUUUGUACGUUUGCCCACUGACAAAGACAUGAUCAGUCUAUAAUUUUAAUGGUAGGUUUAUUUGAACAGUGAGAGACAGAAUAACAACAAAAAAAUUUUACUUUUUUCCCUCACUGUAUGCGGAUGACUCAACACGUCAGCUACUACAGCGAAUGAAAUCACUGCAACACUUAACAAAGAGCUGCAGUUAGUUUCAGAAUGGGUGGCAAGGAAUACGUUAGUUCUAAAUAUUUCAAAAACUAAAAGCAUUGUAUUUGGGACAAAUCAUUUACUAAACCCUAAACCUCAACUAAAUCUUGUAAUAAAUAAUGUGGAAAUUGAACAAGUUUAGGUGACUAAACUGCUUGAAGUAACCCUGGAUUGUAAACUGUCAUGGUCAAAACAUGUUGAUACGACAGUAGCUAAGAUGGGGAGAAGUCUGUCCCUAAAGCGCUGCUCUUCGUUUUUAACAACACUAUCAACAAGGCAGGUCUACUGUUCAGUCGUGUGAUCAGGUGCCACAAAGAGGGCCCUCGGAAAAUUACAAUUGGCUCAGAACAUAACUGCCUUAAUGUUGCUGGACUGCAGAAAGAGUAGCUGCUGCCUUGGCAGCAGCUAAUGGGGAUCCUUAAUAAAUACAAAUCCUACACAUAGUACCCUCCACUCAAACGGCUCUAAGUCAGUGCAUAGAUAUGAUCAAAUGGUAAUCUUUAAAUAUAUCCACUGUAGUGUAUUGUUUCCUUUUCCAGUGAUGAUCAGAAAGCUGUCAGAUAAACUUUAAUUGACAUUUACAAAGUAGCCUAAUCCAUGUUUUCCUGGCCUAUGUUGGUCAACAGGUCAAACAGUACCUGUCAUCAACAACGUGGGAGGCGGGUUCACCACCCUUCAGCCAAUCUCUUUCCAGCAGCAGCUUCAUUCCUCUUCCCAGCAGCAACUCACACAGCAGUUCCAGAGUCAUAUGGGCCACAGUCCUUUCAUGGCAACCAUGGCACAGCUUCCAUGUCACAGUAAGGCCACAGUGGCAGCAUGUUACUCCUUCAGUUGUCCUGUUGACAGAAAUACAUGUAUGAAACAAGGAAUAAGUGACAUAAUAGAACAGCUAGAACUAAGUUUCAUAAAGUAUCUCUGCGCCUGCUCUCAAUUUCUCCAUUGCAGUGUACAGCAAGUCCGAUAUGUCUUCCUACCCUCCGUCCAGCCUACUGUCCCAAGCCACGGUCAUCACUGACAGCAGCAGCCUUGGAACACUGACCAGUCUAAGUGCAGUCAGACAGGUACUGUGAAGCCAAACAUUUACCAAUAUGAAAGUGAUGCCAUUAAUAAUCACUUAAAUAUAGGCUAAGUCAUAGGAUACAGGUACAGAAAAGUCUAGACUCACUGGCUAAUGAUCAUAAAUAGUAUUAAUGUGGAUUGAAUCUGAUAAUUACUUUUGCAUUGGUUAGAUUCUGACCACAGACCCUGAGGAGGAGACAGACCAACCCAUCAAGGAUGCCUCCCUACACCUGCAAACCCCUUCACCUGUGGCAGGUAAGAAACAUAUUACUCUGGUGUGGAAUAUUUCCCUGAAGAUGCAGUUUCUGACACUACAGGGGAGAUUCAAGACUAAAAAAACAACUUAGCGUAACACAUAUUUGAAAGUAAUUUAACAUCACUUAGGCUAGAUAGGGGUAAAUAUAAUCCAUGGUAUUCUCUAGUUGGCAGUGAAAAUAGGGCAUUUUAAAUGCAGGUUUGUAAUUGGAAUGAUAGUAGAGAAACUGGAAACGAAUAACUUACCAUCGCUUUUUUUCUAGUUUCCUCUGGGAACUUAGAGCUGUAUCCUCCAUCUCAGUCUAAUGAAACUCAUCCACCUCACCUCCUCUCCUCUUCGCCAGCAGACAUCAACUCCUACAUUCCUGAACAGAUGGUCUCUACUGCACAGUAG
Coregonus sp. 'balchen' is the source of this 8346-nucleotide messenger RNA. NCBI's taxonomy places the organism in Eukaryota, Metazoa, Chordata, Actinopteri, Salmoniformes, Salmonidae. The record is from the annotation of a GenBank genome assembly.